GUCUUCUCUCUGAACUAAACCCUUCAACACGUGGGAACUGUAAGUGGACUGUGCAGCCAUGCAGGUGAUCGUGUGGUUCGCCGUGGCCGUGCUGUCUCUGAGCCCGGCGGCAGUUAGCGGAGCCGAGAAGAAGAAGCUGCAGAUCGGCAUCAAGAAGCGAGUGGACAACUGUCCUAUCAAGUCUCGCAAAGGAGACGUGCUGAACAUGCACUACACGGGCAAGCUGGAGGACGGCACGGAGUUUGACAGCAGCAUUCCCCGCGACAGGCCCUUCACCUUCACCCUGGGCACCGGGCAGGUGAUCAAAGGCUGGGACCAGGGCCUGCUGGGCAUGUGCGAGGGCGAGAAGAGGAAGCUGGUCAUCCCCUCCGAGCUGGGCUACGGAGACAGGGGAGCUCCCCCAAAGAUCCCCGGAGGAGCGACGCUCAUCUUUGAAGUGGAGCUGCUCAGCAUCGAGAGGAGAUCCGAGCUUUGAUAAAGAGGAGAUGGCAAACUUUCAAACCGUAAGUUCCAGGAGCUGCUGCAGCAUUACGUGAAGAUCAUCUGACCUCUGAUGAAGACUACAUGGGAAAUCUGGGAGUAUAAAUAGCUCCCCCCCCCCCACAUAGCCACUGUGCUCCUUCCACUGGCUUGGCUUGUUGUGCUCUGAUUUAUUGGUCUGAAGUUUUUAUAUGCUACAAGAUGUGGUGUUUGUCCAUGAGUAGAACUGCCAGUAAACACCUAAACCUAGUAUUUGGAUGUGGGUUGAUAAGGGAGUCAUGUCCUGCCAUGUCAUCUAACAUUUAUUUGUUAUUGUUUGUGAUUUAUAAGCAGGUUUAUUCAUAUUUUUACAUUCUUUUCAUUAAAUAAUUUAGUAAGAAAUCAGGCAGUGGACGAAUUAGGAUCAAUGUUUUUGUUCACUUUCAGUAUUUGUAUUGUGAUAAUAAAAUGUUGAAUUUACGGGAAAACA
Molecule: messenger RNA, 949 nt
Organism: Etheostoma spectabile (orangethroat darter)
Lineage: Eukaryota; Metazoa; Chordata; Actinopteri; Perciformes; Percidae
Product: peptidyl-prolyl cis-trans isomerase FKBP2
Exons: 2
Coding region: 59-475 (138 amino acids)
Biological process (GO): protein peptidyl-prolyl isomerization
Cellular component (GO): endoplasmic reticulum
Molecular function (GO): peptidyl-prolyl cis-trans isomerase activity
Source: RefSeq, a predicted model, not a curated record